Messenger RNA from Trichomycterus rosablanca, 2689 nucleotides. It is a transcript of the gene pygl, whose product is annotated as phosphorylase, glycogen, liver. Gene Ontology annotation, biological process: glycogen catabolic process. Gene Ontology annotation, cellular component: cytoplasm. Bases 30 to 2591 code for a protein of 853 amino acids. The record is from RefSeq and is a predicted model, not a curated record. The transcript is spliced from 20 exons. Lineage: Eukaryota; Metazoa; Chordata; Actinopteri; Siluriformes; Trichomycteridae. Gene Ontology annotation, molecular function: pyridoxal phosphate binding; glycogen phosphorylase activity.
ACCCUACCAGUCCUGUACAAUCAGUCAUCAUGGCCACUCCACUCACCGACCAGGAGAAGCGCAAACAAAUCAGCAUUAGGGGAAUCGUUGGAGUGGAAAAUGUAGCCGAGCUAAAGAAGGGCUUUAAUCGGCACUUGCACUUCACUCUGGUGAAGGACAGAAAUGUAGCUACGCCGAGGGAUUAUUACUUUGCUCUGGCACACACAGUGAGGGAUCACCUGGUGGGUCGCUGGAUCCGCACCCAGCAGUACUACUAUGAAAAAGACCCGAAGCGCGUGUAUUAUCUCUCUCUGGAGUUUUACAUGGGAAGAGCUCUCCAGAACACCAUGAUUAAUCUCGGACUCCAGAAUGCCUGUGAUGAAGCAAUCUACCAACUGGGCUUGGAUAUGGAGGAUUUGGAGGAUAUGGAGGAGGAUGCUGGAUUGGGGAAUGGAGGAUUGGGCCGAUUGGCAGCAUGUUUUUUAGACUCUAUGGCAACACUGGGAUUGGCUGCGUAUGGAUAUGGGAUUAGAUACGAGUAUGGAAUCUUCAACCAGAAAAUAAAAGACGGCUGGCAGGUGGAGGAAGCCGAUGAUUGGCUGAGGUAUGGAAAUCCAUGGGAAAAGGCUCGGCCGGAGUACAUGCUCCCGGUGCAUUUCUAUGGACGAGUGGAGGAGACUGAAGAGGGAUCCAAAUGGGUGGACACACAGGUGGUACUAGCCAUGCCAUAUGACACACCCAUACCUGGCUACAUGAACAACACUGUGAACACCAUGAGACUGUGGUCUGCACGUGCUCCCAAUGACUUCAACCUUAGAGACUUCAACGUUGGGGAUUACAUUCAGGCUGUUCUGGACCGGAAUCUGGCAGAGAAUAUUUCCAGAGUGCUUUACCCCAAUGACAAUUUUUUUGAAGGUAAAGAGCUGCGACUGAAACAGGAGUACUUUGUGGUUGCAGCUACUCUGCAGGACGUGAUUCGGCGCUUUAAGACUUCUAAAAGGCGUUCCUCAACCCCCUUGUCUUUUGACAGCUUUCCUGAAAAGGUGGCUAUUCAACUGAAUGAUACACACCCUGCCAUGGCUAUCCCAGAGCUUAUGAGGAUCUUUGUGGACAUUGAGAAAUUGGACUGGGACACGGCAUGGGAUCUUACUAAGCGCACAUUUGCGUACACUAAUCACACAGUUCUCCCCGAGGCCUUGGAGCGCUGGCCUGUUCAACUGAUGGAGAAACUUCUACCACGCCACCUACAGAUCAUCUACCAGAUUAACCAGAAGCACUUGGAUCACAUCGUGUCUCUGUUUCCGGGUGACAUGGACCGAUUGCGCAAAAUGUCUCUGGUGGAGGAGGACGGGGGGAAGAGAGUGAACAUGGCUCACCUUUGCAUUGUUGGAUCCCACGCUGUGAACGGAGUAGCGGAGAUCCACUCCAACAUCAUCAAAACCGAAGUGUUCAGAGACUUUAGUGAACUUGAACCAGGAAAGUUCCAGAACAAAACGAAUGGAAUCACACCACGGCGCUGGCUCCUGCUGUGCAACCCAGGCCUGGCUGACCUAAUCGCAGAGGCAAUCGGAGAAGAAUUUGUGAAGGACCUGAUGCAUUUACAAAAAUUAAAUGAAUUGGUGGAUGUUGAUGCCUUCAUCAAAGAAGUCGCCAAAGUUAAACAGGACAAUAAGAGGAAGUUUGCAGAGUACUUGAAGAAGGAAUACAGAGUGAACAUAAAUCCUGCAUCCAUGUUUGAUGUUCAUGUGAAGAGAAUUCAUGAGUACAAGCGACAGCUUCUCAACUGCCUUCAUGUUAUCACCAUGUACAAUCGUAUUAAAACCAAGCCAACAGCACCAUUUGUACCACGCACUGUGAUUAUUGGUGGCAAGGCUGCACCUGGAUAUCACAUGGCUAAAAUGAUCAUCAAGCUCAUCACCUCGGUUGCAGAUGUGAUCAAUAAUGACCCCACUAUUGGCAAUAAGCUAAAAGUUAUAUACCUGGAGAACUACAGGGUCUCUUUGGCAGAGAAAGUGAUACCUGCUACAGAUCUCUCUGAGCAGAUCUCCACCGCUGGCACAGAAGCAUCGGGUACAGGAAACAUGAAGUUCAUGCUGAAUGGUGCUCUGACUAUCGGCACCAUGGAUGGAGCCAAUGUGGAAAUGGCAGAGGAAGCUGGCAAGGAAAACCUUUUUAUCUUUGGCAUGAGUGUGGAGGGAGUGGCAGCAAUGGACAAGAAAGGCUAUGAUGCCAUGCAGUACUACAACAGCAUCCCGGAGCUGAAGCAGGUUAUUAACCAGAUUAAGAGUGGCUUCUUCUCACCAAAACAGCCAGAUCUGUUUAGUGACAUCAUCACCAUGCUCUUCAAACAUGACCGCUUUAAGGUCUUUGCAGACUACGAGUCCUAUGUCAAAUGUCAGGAGAGAGUCAGUGCUUUGUAUGAGGACCAAAGGAAGUGGACGCAAAUGGUGAUUAAAAACAUUGCAGCUACUGGAAAAUUUUCCAGCGACCGCACUAUUGCAGACUAUGCUACACAGAUCUGGGGGGUGGAACCAACUGACCUGAAGAUCCCGCCACCCAAUGAGCCACGUGAGGCUGUUGAGGACAAAGCACGUGCUCGCAGCAAGAAAUGAACACAAGAAUUAUGAUGUUACUAGUGUUACUGCAAUCUUUACUGUUAAAAUACAGCAGCAUUCUGCAUAUAAAAAGUUGAAUAAAAGACAUGACUUAU